This is a messenger RNA of Caenorhabditis sp. 36 PRJEB53466, 1328 nucleotides long. The record is from the annotation of a GenBank genome assembly. NCBI's taxonomy places the organism in Eukaryota, Metazoa, Nematoda, Chromadorea, Rhabditida, Rhabditidae.
AUGGGGGAGACGAGAAGCAAGUGAGUGAAUGCAACCGCGCCCCACCGCACUUUCCCCACCAAUUCCUCGAUUCCACUCGUUCCAUUGCUUUUCCUGAAUCUUUCUGCAGCUUGUUUUCAUCUCAAAUUGGUUCUGAACUCACUCUUUCUACCUUAAGAAUGGCCACGUCAUCUUCUGCUUCAAAAAAGGCCGAAGCGUACGGCACAACGCGGAACUUGACGGAGGUCUUCAUGCUGCUCCGGUCAAAUGCUCAUCAAAGUCGGCUCAUCUACAAAGACGAUACGGAUACAAUAGUGAGAAGUCGAGGAGAAGGUUCGUGGUUGUGUUAAAAAUAAAAAUAAACCCAGAAAAAGCUUUUAGAAGAGCGGAUGGCACUCGUGGAACUAGAGGACGGACGACACGAGUCGACGUCGGAAGAGGAUCCUGUCUGGGUUCACACCGCUGAUCAGGUCGAGUUUGAGUUUGAACGAGUACGGAGAAGGCUCGACGAGCUGAAAGACGCUCAGCGGAAGCACAUUUCCCGUCCAAACUUUGGCGACGAGGCGUUCGAGCAAGAGGAGAAGCAAAUGGAGGCGACGACUGAGCAGAUAACCCAGAUGCUCACUCACUGUCAAAGACUCAUCCGAAUGAUUUCUGGAAAUCACGGAAAGGAAAAGCCGAUGCAGAGGACACUUCGGGAGAACGCCGCCAAGUCAUUGAGCCUAACAUUGAGCCAGAUAACCGACGAGUUUCGAGGGAGACAGCUCAAAUAUUUGAGUGAUAUUCAGGUAAUCAGUUAGUUCUGAGAUCUCAUCCUUCAAUUCGAGCGCUUCAGGAUCGGUCUCGGAAUGUCGACAACUAUCUCAUCACUACUGAUCCGCUGAUCGACGUACCCAACUGGGCGGAGCUCGACGUCUCUCCGUCGACGGAACUCUCAAUGGCACAACUUCAGCAGUUCAUGAACAACGAUCGAGAAGUGAGAGAACGCGAGAAAGAGGUCUGGCACUUCGAGACGCCUUUAAAAUUUGCAUUUUGAACAGUUCAGGUCAUGGCCGUGAAUACCUCAAUCCGGGAGCUGAACACUCUCUUCCAGGACCUUUCUCAGAUGAUUGUUGAUCAAGGCAGUAUCGUAGACAGGUACAAUAAGACCAGAACAAUCGAAAACACCUUUUUUCUCCUCCAGAAUCGACUACAACGUGGAGCAAUCGUCUAUCCGAGUGUCUAAGGCCGUCGAAGACGUUUUCAAAGCGGAACGUCAUCAGAGGAGCAACAAGAAGAUGCACUGUAUCUGCAUGCUCACUGUUGCCAUUAUCAUCGUUCUCCUCCUUAUUAUUGCCACCAAACUCUAA